UUUGAAUUUUCGUUGAUAGUAAAUCGUUGUGAUUAGCCCAAUGUCUUUCAAAUGAUUAGUUAAUUUAAUUGUUUCAUUUAGAAUAUAAAAUUUAUUUAAUAAAUUCCACUCAAAAUGAUUCAAUUCGCUACUAGAAGUAAAUUGAUUCUGUCUAAUUUAACCUCUUUUGAUUGCAUUCCAUUUCUAUCAAUUGUAUCAUCAUCAUUACGAUAUCAAAGGACAUCUUUAUUAUCAUCAAAUAUGUCUGAUUGUUGCCAUUAUUCAAGUAAAUCAUGUUUGUCAUCAGAUUAUUUUUUAGACAAGGUAUUUAUCAAUGGCAAAUGGGUUGACUCUUCAAGUGGAAAGAAAUUUAAAGUAACCAAUCCAGCAACCGAGGAGAUAAUUGGAUACGCACCAGAAUGUUCAGAGAAAGACACAAUUUCGGCCAUAGAUGCUGCUUCUAGUGCUUUCCAUGAAUGGAAAAACACCUCGGCCAAGGUGCGAUCAACCCUGUUGAGAAAAUUGUUUGAGCUUCAAAUGAAGAACGGUAACCAGUUAGCAGAAUUGAUUAGUCUGGAGAUGGGUAAACCUUUACGCGAAUCUAAAGGUGAAAUAAAUUAUGGAGCUUCGUUUUUCGAGUGGUUCGCCGAAGAGGCGAAAAGAAUUUCCGGUGAAAUGUUUCAAAGUCCAUUCCCAAAUUCGUUGACACUUUUUAUUCGAGAACCAAUUGGACCAGUUGGUAUAAUAACACCAUGGAAUUUUCCAAAUGCAAUGAUAACCCGAAAAUUGGCCGCCGUUCUUGCCUGUGGGUGUACAGCGGUCAUUCGUCCAGCGGAAGAUUCGCCUUUCUCUGGUUUAGCAUUGGGUAAACUUGUAGAAGAGGCCGGAUUCCCGCCUGGAGUGGUAAACAUUAUCACCUCUUCUCGAGAUGAGGCCUCGACCAUUGGUUCCGUUUUAACUCAAUCGCCUAAAAUUGCUGCAAUAUCGUUCACCGGAUCAACUAAUGUGGGUAAACAUUUAUUGGCCUCUUCAGCGUCGACGGUCAAACGGGUUUGUCUUGAGCUUGGUGGAAAUGCUCCUUUCAUUGUUUUCGAUUCAGCCGAUAUACCAGCCGCGGUUCAAGGCUGUAUCGCGUCAAAAUUUCGUAAUACUGGACAAACUUGUGUCUCCGCUAAUCGUAUUUAUGUUCAAUCGAAAGUCUAUCAGCCAUUUAUCGAUGCUCUUUCCAAGGAAAUGUCAAAAUCCCUUGUGGUUGGUGAUCCACUUGACAUGGCCACAACCGUUGGACCUUUAGUAAACUCGAAGGGCUUAGAUAAGGUUAAAGCUCAUGUUGACGAUGCACUGGCCAAAGGGGGUAAACUGAUUGUCGGCGGUAAACACAUUAAAGGAAACUUUUUCGAACCAACAUUGAUUGCCGAUAUUUCAGAGAGUAUGAAAAUUUGUUCAGAGGAAACAUUUGGACCAUUGGCUGCUAUCGUUCCCUUUGAAACAGAGCAAGAAGUCAUCAGCAAGGCCAAUUCAUGCCGUGUCGGUUUAGCGGGUUACUUUUAUUCCUCUUCUCUAGAUCAAAUUGUCAGAGUUUCCAGAGCCCUUCAAGUUGGAAUGGUUGGUGUUAACGCUGGAAUCAUUUCGUGUGCCGAAGCUCCGUUCGGUGGAGUAAAAGAAAGUGGCCUUGGUCGGGAAGGAUCUCACCUUGGUAUCGAAGAGUUCACCAAUGUUAAAUACAUCUGCAUGGGGUCACUUAACUUGACCAAUUGAAAACUAAACUUGGACUAAACUGUAAAGCAAAAAAAAAGAAUCAAUUCUCCAAGAAAAAAUUGAAAUUUCUGUAAAAAAAAAUUCUGUUGUUUUCCAAAUAAUCAAAGUCAAGAUUAUCAUCACUUUCUAGUGAUAUAAAUCAUUAACCUUGUUGCUUUUCACAUUCAGUGAAAGUGAUACAUGGUAAACAGGAAAACAAAAAAUGACCACCGGUCAAGUGCUUACCUUUCCAACGUUGACAAAAAAAAUCAAAGGUCAUAAAGAUACAAUUAUCAUUAUUUUAUCGAUGAAAAGGUAAACCGCUGAAUUAAGGAUGAUAAUGAUGAUCAAGGUAAAGAUGAUAACUGGAUGGAUGAUAAUGACUGUUGUGGUUCCACCGGUGCCAAUAAAAGUGUCACCAAAAGUAAAAAAA
Panonychus citri (citrus red mite) is the source of this 2149-nucleotide messenger RNA. It is a transcript of the gene Ssadh, whose product is annotated as glutarate-semialdehyde dehydrogenase-like. Bases 115 to 1737 code for a protein of 540 amino acids. NCBI's taxonomy places the organism in Eukaryota, Metazoa, Arthropoda, Arachnida, Trombidiformes, Tetranychidae. The record is from RefSeq and is a predicted model, not a curated record. Gene Ontology annotation, molecular function: succinate-semialdehyde dehydrogenase (NAD+) activity. The transcript has 2 exons.